CAGGCGGGGUCCCUGGAAGCCUACAUCCUUGCCUCCAGAGAAGCAUAAAGCGGCAGCCUGUCCUGGUGAGGGAUAGUCACUCUCUCAACCUACAGACUGAGAGCCGGCUGCUGGACAGAACCUAGAACUGCUCUCUGAGAAAAUGACCAUAUUUGAAAAUGUCACCCGGGCCCUGGCCAGACAGCUAAACCCUAGAGGGGACCUGACACCCCUUGACAGCCUCAUAGACUUCAAGCGCUUCCAUCCCUUCUGCCUGGUGCUGAGGAAGAGAAAGAGCACUCUCUUCUGGGGUGCCCGAUAUGUCCGCACUGACUACACCCUCCUGGAUGUGCUUGAGCCUGGCAGCUCACCUUCAGAUCCAACAGACUCUGGGAACUUUAGCUUUAAGAAUAUGCUGGAUGCCCGAGUGGAGGGAGAAGUGGACAUGCCAAAGACAGUCAAGGUGACGGGGACUGCAGGGCUGUCCAGAAGCAGUACCCUGGAGGUCCAGACACUCAGUGUGGCUCCCAAGGCUCUGGAGACCUUGCACCAGGAGAGGAAGCUGUCAGCUGAGCACCCGUUCCUGAAGGAGAUGCGAAACCGAGGGGAGAACUUGUAUGUGGUGAUGGAGGUGGUGGAGACCGUGCAGGAGGUCACUCUGGAGAGAGCUGGCAAGGCGGAGGGUUGCUUCUCCCUCCCAUUCUUCGCCCCGUUGGGACUACAGGGAUCCAUAAACCACAAGGAGGCCGUAACCAUCCCCAAGGGCUGCAUCCUGGCCUUUCGAGUGAGACAGCUGAUGGUCAAAGGCAAAGAUGAGUGGGAUAUUCCACAUAUCUACAAUGAUAACAUGCAAACCUUCCCUCCUGGAGAAAAGCCAGAGGAGAAGCUCACCCUUAUCCUGGCAUCUGAUGCUGGUAAGGAAUUUUGGGAGGAACUUGAGGACUUCAAGACACUAAAAGAAGAAGUUCAAAGAGAGAUCCAAGAAGUGGAAAGGCUGAGCCAAGUAGGGCAAAGCUCCCUGCUCACCUCCCUCAGCAAACUUCUCGGGAAGAAAAAGGAGCUACAAGACCUGGAACUCACGCUUGAAGGGGCUCUAGACAAAGGACAUGAAGUGACCCUGGAGGCACUCCCAAAAGAUGUCUUGCUAUCAAAGGAGGCUAUGGGUGCCAUCCUCUAUUUCCUUGGAGCCCUAACAGAGCUAAGUGAAGCCCAACAGAAGCUGCUGGUAAAAUCGAUGGAGAAAAAGAUCCUACCCGUGCAGCUAAAGCUGGUGGAGAGCACAAUGGAACAGAAUUUCCUACAGGAUAAAGAGGGUGUUUUCCCCCUGCAGCCUGACCUGCUCUCCUCCCUUGGGGAGGAGGAACUGACCCUCACAGAGGCCCUAGUGGGGCUGAGUGGACUUGAAGUGCAGAGAUCGGGCCCCCAGUACAUGUGGGACCCAGACACCCUGCCCCGCCUCUGUGCCCUUUAUGCUGGCCUCUCCCUCCUGCAGCUCCUGACCAAGGCCUCCUAACUUGCCUCUUCGCUUGCUCCCUGCUUCCUGAAUGCCUCCCUACCUCAUUGUGCUGUGUCCUUAUCACCCAAGGGUAUUUCAGAGCCACCAGGCUGAAGAUGACAGAAAACCUAGCUGAUCACCUAAGAUAAGCAAUUUCCACUUGUCCAGCUCUAUCUCUCCCCUUCCCCCUGCAGUUCCGCAACCCAUCUGCUGGUGCUUAAAUCCUCUAAAAGUAGAAACUUUCAAACUUUUAAAACUAUGAACCAUGAACCAUUUCAGCAAAACCAAAACGAAUUCAUUUCUUAUCCCAAUCCCUCCUGCUUAUGCUUCCAAAACUCAAGUUUUACUGGCAUUAAUGGAAAAUAUUAUUUUACUUUGGGUGAAAUGUCUUCUGGUGUUUUUUUUAACUUCUGCCAAAGAAAAAAAGUAGACCUUAUCACACUACAUAUAGAUCAUAUAUACAUGAAUACUAUUAUACUGCCUGCAGUAUAAUUCUGGGAAAUGCCCAGAAAACAACUUAUGAGGGUAUAGAAUGUGGAAUCUAGCUUCUAAAGUGAGAAGAUCAUCAAAGCAGGUUGUCUUCAAAGAGGAGGCUUUAGGGUCCUCUGGACUCGGGUUGAGAGACUGGGACGGGCUUGUUCAUGAUACAAACCCAAAACAAGAGUAGGACAACUUUCAAGUGUACCAAAUAGAAAAUACAGAUGAGUCUU
Messenger RNA from Acinonyx jubatus (cheetah), 2184 nucleotides. It is a transcript of the gene GSDMA, whose product is annotated as gasdermin A. Gene Ontology annotation, biological process: defense response to bacterium; pyroptotic inflammatory response. NCBI's taxonomy places the organism in Eukaryota, Metazoa, Chordata, Mammalia, Carnivora, Felidae. The record is from RefSeq and is a predicted model, not a curated record. The transcript is spliced from 12 exons. Gene Ontology annotation, molecular function: phosphatidylserine binding; phosphatidylinositol-4,5-bisphosphate binding; phosphatidylinositol-4-phosphate binding. The coding region runs from base 143 to 1492 and encodes 449 amino acids.